Molecule: messenger RNA, 1327 nt
Organism: Drosophila busckii
Lineage: Eukaryota; Metazoa; Arthropoda; Insecta; Diptera; Drosophilidae
Product: nucleosome assembly protein 1-like 4
Exons: 1
Coding region: 97-1278 (393 amino acids)
Biological process (GO): nucleosome assembly
Cellular component (GO): chromatin; nucleus
Molecular function (GO): histone binding; chromatin binding
Source: RefSeq, a predicted model, not a curated record
GUUUAUGUACAUUUGGAGCUCUGAAGUUUGAAUACAUUUCAAAAAUUUAAAAUUUCGACAUUAAAAAAUUGGAAAACCAAACCAAAGUUUGUCAAGAUGGACAUGGAUUCAGCCGACGGUUCGAAUGCUACCCUACCGGAUGCGCCGCAUGCGUUCCCAAGAGCCCCAAGCAACAGCCGAAACAGUCGCAGCCACAGCUGCUGCAGUCGUAGCCGUAGCCAAAGUCCUGGCCAGCUGAGUCCGGCCGAGCUGCCGUGCAGCAGUCGGCGUGCCCUGCUGCAGCAUAUGGUGGCCACACUGCCGGCGACGGUGCAUAAUCGGGUGCUGGCCUUGAAGCACAAUCAGCUGCAACAGAUGAAAAUCUCGGAGCAGUUCUAUCGCGAGGUGUACGAGCUUGAGCGACGCUUCUAUGUGCAGAGCUGUGCGCUCUUUGAUGCGCGUCGCGACAUUGUGGCCGGGCAUGUGGAGCCGCCGGCCAUACAGCCUCAAUGGCACGAGGAGCCGGACGAGCUGCUCGAGGAGAUUAAGUCUAGCGCCGAGUUCAAGCAGCUGGCUCAACAGCUGCCGCAGUUUACGGCCGCAGCAGCUGGCGUGCCACGCUUUUGGCUGACAGUGUUUCGUAAUGUGGCCAGCAUAUCCGAGCUGGUGCAGGCGCAUGACGAGCCGCUGCUGGAGUGCCUGGAGGAUGUGCGCAUCAGCUAUGAGCCGGACAGCUAUACGAUACACUUCUGCUUUCGGCCCAAUGACUAUCUGCACACGUCGUCGCUGGAGCUGACCAAGCGCUAUAUGCUGCGCCAUGAGGCGGACAAGGAUUUUCCGUUUCUGUUCGAGGGUCCGGAGAUUGUGCGCUGCGAGGGCUGCAACAUACACUGGCGAGACGGCUCGAAUCUUACGCUGCAGACAGUGCGACCAAAGCGUCUGCGCAAGGGCGCACGCAAUCUGCCAAAGGUGAUGCCGCGCGAGUCGUUCUUUCGUUUCUUUUCGCCGCCACAGGCGCUGGAUCUGUCGCUGGCCGAUGAGAAGACCAAGCUGGUGCUGGGCGCUGACUUUGAGGUGGGCUAUCUGCUGCGCACACAAAUUGUGCCCAAAGCUGUGCUCUUCUACACCGGCGACAUGGUGGACAAUGCACAGGACGAACUGAACGCGGCUAGCUCGUACUCCUCAUUGUCGCCAGGUGAUCAGGAGCAGCUCCAUAAGUGCGCAACAUACGCGACGCCAGCGCCAGCUCCAACUCCAGCGCCAACACCAACGUUACUGUCCGUAGAUCUAUUCCAAUAAUAGCAAACAUAUAAUUUCGAGUGACUUUAAAACUAGUUGUUUAUUUGAA